This is a messenger RNA of Orycteropus afer afer, 4440 nucleotides long. RefSeq names its product FYVE, RhoGEF and PH domain containing 5 (gene FGD5). The coding region runs from base 1 to 4440 and encodes 1479 amino acids. Gene Ontology annotation, cellular component: cytoplasm. The record is from RefSeq and is a predicted model, not a curated record. NCBI's taxonomy places the organism in Eukaryota, Metazoa, Chordata, Mammalia, Tubulidentata, Orycteropodidae. Gene Ontology annotation, molecular function: metal ion binding; guanyl-nucleotide exchange factor activity. The transcript has 21 exons.
AUGGAUCUUAAGGGACCAAAGCCCCCCAUUGCCCCCAAGCCAAGGCUUGAUGCUCCCCAUGAGUGGCGAGCCAGCGUGUACAUGAACAACAGCUUAAAUAAAUGCAGCAACGGAAAGCUGCUCUACGUUGACAGGAGGCUUUAUGAAGAGCACCAGUCCAACCUGGAGUGCUCUGAGUCAGAGGCAGAUGAGGACUACAUCGUGGUCCCCAAGUCACCACUGAGAGAGGACGAGCCUGUGAACAGGGGCUACACAGAGAAUGAAGUCUUGAGGUCUCUGGACUGUCCUGAGGAAGAAGAACACAAGGGGGAAGGAGGUGAGGAGUAUAAUGUGGAGGGUCCAGGAUCUGGAGAGCAUGUGGCUGCUCCAGCUGAAGUGGAGCUGAGUGGAGAAAGUGAUAGAGCCGUGGACCAGGCUCUUGAGGAUGUGGCUGGGGAGGAAGACUGUGAGGGGUCAGGGGAGCAGGUGCUCACACAAAAGGAGGAAGAGAAGUUAGUGGAAGAACAUGACACAUACAUUCAGGAGGACAGGGGACCUUGGAAUAGAGAGGAGGUCUUCCAGAGCAGUAUCAUCUUGACACACGUUGAACUAGAGCAUCUAGCGACCCCUACUGAGGUAUCUCUACCCCCUGAGAUCCCCAUGGAGGUGGAAGAAGACAGUGAGAAAGGCUGUGCCACAGCAGAAUCAGUGGACCCAGAUGGGCAAGUAGAUUCUAAUGGUCCCACUGAUGUGGAUACUGAAGAUACCAGCAAGGAGUCCCCAGAGAAGGAGGAAUUGGCUUCAGAUGUCCAGGAGGCAAACAUGACUGUAGAACACCUGGAUGACUCUGGGGAGAUGUGCGAAGAUACCACAGAGAGUGGUGGCCAGGCUGAUGAUGGUGGCCUUCCUGACCCAGAUGAGAGCACUGGCCAGGAAGAAGUGGCGGUCGUCCAGGAGAUGGGCGAAGACCUUCAAGAAGGUGAUGGUCCCCCGGAAGAUGAGCCUGCUGACGAGGAUGAGCCUGCCGAGGAGAGCUGCCAGAUAGUUCCUUUUGAGAAUGACUGUGUUGACAAUUUCGGGACAUCCCUUACGGGGAGUCCCUAUGAGUUCUUUCCGACCGAGAGCACCUCUUUUUGUAGUGAAAGCUAUCCAUCUUUUUCUGAGACAGUAAAAGGCUUAGAAUCAGAAGACAGGUCAAAGUCAGAGCUGUGUGCAGAGGAAGAACCUGAUGCUGGGACUGUGUGUGGCCAGCAUGGCCCCCCAGAGGGUGCUACCUGUGAGGACCCUUCUGACCCUGAGAUCCAGCCAGAGAACACCCCAGGCGAGGACGUCAUGGACGAUUCACUUACCAACCCCUAUGUGAUGGGUGUAGGCCUUGCAUGCCAGGCUGAUCAGUAUGAAACGCAGGCUGGGCCCAAUGCUCUGAGUGGUUAUGGCACAAGGGAAGAAAUUAGCUCUGAUAUGGAGGGCAGCCUCCUCCCCAUAGACAGGAAAAACCUUGUUACAAGAGCCCGGCCCCACUCUGGGAAGGUGGCCGGCUAUGUUCCAGAAACUGUGCCAGAAGAAACUGGACCAGAAGCUGGCUUGGCGGCCAUUGGCAGUGGAGGUGCAUUUGUGGAGGCAAGAAAGACAGGUUUGUCCCUAGAGGGGAAGCCUCCAGAAGCUGCCAGCAGGGCCUUACCAGCCAAGCCCAGAGCCUUCACUCUGUACCCACGGUCAUUUUCUGUGGAAGGCCGAGAGAUUCCAUUUUCCCUAUUCCAUGAACCAGAGGGAUCUGGGUUAGAUGACCAUCGGAUAAAAAGGAAGGAGGAUAACCUUUCUCUGCCCUGUGUGAUUGGCUCUUCUGGAAGCUUCUCCCAGAGAAACCACCUGCCCUCCAGCGGCACGUCAACACCAUCAUCUGUGGUCGACAUCCCACCCCCCUUUGACCUGGCCUGCAUCACCAAGAAGCCUAUCACAAAGAGUUCGCCUUCACUCCUCAUUGAGAGCGACUCCCCAGACAAGUACACCAAGAAGAAGAAGUCAUCCUUUAAGCAGUUCCUGGCACUGACAUUUAAGAAGAAGACAGAGAGCAAAGUGCAUGUGGACGUGAAUGUGUCUUCCUCCCGGUCCUCCUCAGAGUCCAGCUACCACGGGCCUUCCCGGCUCCUAGAGAUUGACCGGAAAAGCCUCAGUAACUCACCUCAGCUGAAGUCUGGCACAGGGAAGCUCCGGGCUUCUGAGUCCCCCUCCUCCCUCAUCUUCUACAGGGAUGGCAAGAGGAGAGGUGUCCCCUUCAGCAGGACGGUGUCCAGAGUGGAGUCCUUUGAAGACCGCUCCCGGCCUCCCUUCCUGCCCUUGCCACUGACAAAGCCACGGUCCAUCUCGUUCCCCAAUGCAGACACUUCAGACUAUGAGAACAUUCCAGCCAUGAACUCGGACUAUGAAAAUAUCCAGAUUCCACCCCGGAGACCUGCAAGGACUGGGACUUUCACGAAGCUCUUUGAAGAUCAGAGCAGAGCCUUGUCCACAGCAAAUGAAAAUGACGGCUAUGUAGAUAUGAGCAGCUUCAACGCCUUCGAGAGCAAACAGCAGAGUGCAGACCAAGAAGCAGAAAGUGCCUACACCGAGCCCUACAAGGUCUGUCCCAUCUCAGCAGCGGCCCCGAAAGAGGACCUCACAUCGGAUGAAGAGCAGGGAAGCUCGGAGACGGAGGAGAGUGCUCUGAGAGAGCCCAGCCUCACCCCCAAGGUGGAAGGACAGUCCAGAGCCCAUGUCAUCGCACAGGAACUGCUGACUUCAGAGAAAGCAUACGUGGAGAUGCUUCAGCACUUACAUCUGGAUUUCCAUGGAGCUAUCAUGAGGACCUUGGAUGAAAUGGACCAAGAGGGCAGGGACACACUAUCCAGAGAAGCACUGAGGCUCGGCCUGAGCCAAAUUCCAGCUAUCCGUGACCUUCACCGGGGGAUCCUAGAGGAGCUGGAGGAGAGGCUGGUCCACUGGGAGGGCCAGCAGAAGGUGGCUGAUGUCUUCCUGGCGCGGGAGUCGGAGUUUGACCACCAUGCCGCUCAUAUCCUGCAGUUCGACAGGUACCUAGGUCUGCUCAGUGAGAACUGCCUCCACUCCCCACGGCUGGCAGCUGCUGUCCGUGAAUUCGAGCAGAGUCUGCAAGGAGGCGGGCAGAGUGUGAAGCAUCGGCUGCUGAGGGUGGUCCAGCGCCUAUUCCAGUACCAAGUGCUCCUCACAGAUUAUUUAAAUAACCUCUGCCCAGACUCAGCUGAGUACGAGAACACUCAGGGUGCACUGACCCUCAUCUCCAAAGUCACAGACCGUGUGAAUGACAGCAUGGAGCAAGGGGAAAACCUGCAGAAGCUGGUCCACAUUGAGCACAGCGUCCAGGGCCAAGGGGAUCUCCUCCAGCCAGGAAGGGAAUUUCUGAAGGAAGGGACUCUGAUGAAAGUAACAGGAAAAAACAGACGCCCCCGCCACCUGUUUUUGAUGAGUGAUGUGCUCCUCUACACUUACCCCCAGAAGGAUGGCAAGUACCGGCUGAAGAACACAUUGGCGGUGGCAAGCAUGAAGGUCAGCCGCCCUGUAAUGGAGAAAGUGCCCUAUGCUGUAAGGAUUGAGACUGCCGAGUCCUGCCUGACCCUGUCUGCAAGCUCCUGUGCAGAGAGGGAUGAGUGGUACAGCUGUCUAAGCAGGGCCCUUCCUGAGGACUACAAGGCACAGGCCCUGGCUGCAUUCCAUCACAGCGUGGAGAUGCGGGAGCGACUGGGAGUGAGCCUGGGCGAGAGACCCCCCACCCUGGUGCCUGUCACACACGUGAUGAUGUGCAUGAACUGUGGCUGCGACUUCUCCCUUACACUGAGGCGCCAUCACUGCCAUGCCUGCGGCAAGAUCGUGUGCCGCAACUGUUCGCGAAACAAGUACCCUCUGAAGUACCUCAAGGACCGGAUGGCCAAGGUCUGCGAUGGCUGCUAUGGGAAGCUGAAGAAGAGAGGUGGCGACAUUCCGGGCCUGAUGAGAGAGCGACCUGUGAGCAUGAGCUUCCCCCUGUCCUCACCCCGCUUCUCGAGCAGUGCCUUCUCAUCUGUCUUCCACAGCAUCAGUCCUUCAACCUUCAAGAAACAGAAGAGAGUCCCUUCAGCCCUGGCGGAGGUAGCUGCCUCUGGAGAGGGCUCUGCCAUCAGUGGCUAUCUCAGCCGGUAUAAGAAAGGCAAGAGGCACUGGAAGAAGCUCUGGUUUGUCAUCAAAGGCAAAGUUCUCUACACCUACAUGGCCAGUGAGGACAAAGUGGCUAUGGAGAGCAUGCCCCUGCUGGGUUUCACCAUUGUCCCAGAGAAGGAAGAGGGCAGCAAUGAAGUAGGACCAAUUUUUCACCUUUACCACAAGAAAACUCUAUUUUAUAGCUUCAAAGCAGAGGAUACCAUUUCAGCUCAGAGGUGGAUCAAGGCCAUGGAAGAUGCCAGUGUGUUAUAG